Molecule: messenger RNA, 4973 nt
Organism: Anguilla anguilla (European eel)
Lineage: Eukaryota; Metazoa; Chordata; Actinopteri; Anguilliformes; Anguillidae
Gene: zdbf2
Product: zinc finger, DBF-type containing 2
Exons: 7
Coding region: 755-3577 (940 amino acids)
Molecular function (GO): zinc ion binding; nucleic acid binding
Source: RefSeq, a predicted model, not a curated record
CGUCACCAACACUCUGCGGAAAGAGAAGAGAAUAUUGGGAAAGUUAAAUACGUGAAUCGUAAGGAUUUGUAUGGAAUUACAACACUAAUCCGGUAGAAUCACCGAAACGACAGGAAUCCGCCACAGCCUGUUCGUUUGUAUUUGCAUAGUAUUUAAUUUCAACUUUCAGGCGGAUCGAAUGUGGUUAGACUACAGACUGUUUUGCGAGUAGCUAGCUACCCAUUUAGCGGCGGCGAUCGUUGGGCCUGACAGAUACAGCUAGCACACCAGCUUUCAGUUUUUAACGGCAUCAUAGCUACGUUAUAUCCACGGCAUGAACUCAUAAAGUAUUAAAAUCGUAGCAUAUUAUUUGUGUGAGAAGGCAAGAGUAUGUUAUUUGUUUUAGCUAUUGCCUUGCCAGUUCAUUGAUAUAUUUGUUUUGGUAGGCCUGAAGUCAGUGGCUGUUUUGAGACAGCCAAUCAGCAUUCACAGUUCUACGGGUCUGUCUUCAACCACAAGGGACUACAAUAAAUCCCAUCGGAUGUCGCUCCUGACGAUUGAACUGAAAAGUCACUUUCGUAUAGCUUACCGAUAAUGUGGUGAGCUGGAUAGCAAGAAAGUAAGCAGUCACUAUUUUGAUGGACAGAGUUUCCCCAAAAGUGUUGUUGAAGAUGGCUGGAGACAGCGGAUAGUUUGAUGCAAUGUGAUUGACCAGCACCGUGGCGGACCCUACCCUGACUUAUCUGUCAGAUUGUCCACUAUAUAGGAUAAAACCAUGCCUGCUGAGGAGCACUCCGACCAAGAGGCAGAACAUGGCCAAGCAGAGGCUCUGAACCAGAUGGAGCAGAACACCGGGAACACUGCAAGGCCACAGCCGGUUCCUGGCCCCUCCAGUGCUGCUCCCCCCAGACAGGGAUUCUGCAGCUGCUGCCAGGUGCUCUACAGCAGUGUGGAACAGCACAUUCUGAGCUCCAGACACAGGGAGGUGGUGCGCAGCGCUCGGACACACGUGACGUCCAACAGCCUGAUGGAGAGAUUCCUGCAGGAUGUCAUUCAACACCAUCCACACCGCUACAACGACACAAGACCAACUCAUGCUGACCUGCCUUCACUGAGCAGUCCGUUGGUACCACGAGAGGAGCUCUCGGACAUCUACUGUGCACUAGAGGAUGACGGGGACACGGUUGGCACCCGAGAGGAAAUGCCCAGCUCUGAUGAAGAAUCCUGCCAGUUGGUCUACAUGGAGGAUGUUUGCUCUGCUGUGGUGUUGGGCCAAUGGGGAGGAAGAUCCACUCCAGUGCAUCUAGCAAGAAGCGGCUCAUCCAGAGAGGUCAACCUGAAGAGUGGUGUGGACCCCCCUCCUGUAAACAAGGACUCCCCUACCCAGGGCUUCAUGCACAGGACUAGUGUCAGCAGUGCCUUGGCCCAACACACAUCUACAAAUUCUCCCCUUGCUCAGCCAUGUAGCUCACAGGCCCUGCCCCCUGGCCAGCCCUGUAGCCCACAGGUUCAUUUGCAUAGAAAAGCUCACAAGAAGACUGACCGACCUAGAAGCAGGACAAGCUCAUCUGUUAAUAUCUUACCACCUCCAAAGUGCAGUGGUUCUAAGCAGCCAUUUUUACACCUAGAGUCCAAAAGCCCAACAGUUUGGUCCUCAGCACAGGCACCUUUGAGGAACACUCCAAGGUCCCGCACUGCCUCCAGCAAAUGCUCUGACACAAUGGAGAAUGUGAUUGAGGAGGUUAUUGAGAAGUACUGUUAUGGCCGCAGUCCGAAGAAGCGAGAAGGAGAUGAGGACAGUUUCCAUUUGGGCUCCAUCACUAAACCCAAUUUCUCAGACUCUGGAACGAGCAUGGAAUGGGACACACCAGCAUUGGCUGCAUUAGAGGCCUCAAAGGCAGAGGUGAAAGAUGUUGGAUGCCUCAUGGAGGUGCACAUAAACUUGGAGGACCAGAUGUACAAAACGCAGUUAGACACAGCACUGAACCUUCUCCCCAGGCCUGAAGAGGGAAAGAAGGCUGUUGCUGCACAAAUAGAAGAGCAUAAGAUUGAGGAAGUGCUCCCCGUGCUACCACACAUGCCUCAGUCUUUUAUUGGAAAGACAUGGUCACAGAUCAUGUAUGAAGAUGACCUUAAGAUUGAAUCAAUGGUGCGCGAGUUCAGGGAAGGGCACUUCCGAUGCUACUUUGAGACCGAGUCCCUGGCUAAGUAUGGUAAGAGGAGCAAAAAAGGGAAGAUCCAGAAAGAGCAUCCAGAGGAUGAGGAAUGGGGCUGUGGGGAUAUUCUGCCCUUAAUGGAUCACCCUGAGGAAGAGCCUGUUUGCCACAGGGUUUUACGGAGGAGGGCUGGCCGCAGGACCUGGAGACUGGCCUCACGAUGUCAGGUGGUUAAGGUCAGUCACAGCACCCAGACUAACCCACUAACCAGCCCUGUCGUUAAGCACAAAGUCUUGGAGAAGACCAGUAUGUCCCUCAUGGACUUGGAACCCCAGCAAGGCGUCAGUCUCGAGAGGACACCAGACAUGAAGACAAGGUUAUGUGCACUGAAGCUGCCUGAAUCCUACAGCAAAAUCAUGAGCCCAUUACAAGCUAAAACAGUGGUUUACGUUCUUUCCUCCCCUGACUCAGGACAGGGCAGCUUGAAACCAGUCACUAUCAAGAGAACCGGAAGGAAAAGGAAGUCUUCAGACAGUGACAACGCAUUCAAAUACAAGUACAAGAAAACUCCGCUGAAGUACUAUGAUCCCUUGACCAACAGGAUUUUGAAGACCCCACCUAAGGGAGUAGCCAUAGGCAAACCAAAGCCAUUCCCACAUGUCCGGCAGCUGUUCCGCAGUCUUAGUCCUGACAUCAAUAAGGAGAAGCAGUUUGUGGAGCAGAAGGACACAUGGAGCUCCUCCAAGGGUCGGGGAAGCAACAGCAUAGCAGACUUCUGUGCCUCCACAUCAGGCUCGUGUCUGGAGGGUGGCGGCCCCUCUGAGCCUGGUUCCUCUGUUUCCAGCAGGCGAGCGCUCUUCAGUCGCUCCUCCCUCUCCAGCAACAGUCGUUUCCUACUGGGUACCCUUACUCCCACCCCGUCCCUUGCAGACAGUACCAACAGGGGUCUAAGCUCUGAGUCUGACAAGAGGGUGCAGACCCGGGCCAGAAGGGGCCAGGCCCAAGGCAGGCAGACCCCACAGACAGAGUCCUUGAAGGAAAAAUCUCUGGGACAAUCUAAAGGACCUGCCUCUCCUUAUAGACCCAGGAAGAUGCCUGCUAGGUUGCUGCCUAAGAAGGGGCAGGCCCGGUCAGACUUCCCCAUGAAGCCCUGCAGCUCCAGCAGGGCAAGAUCGUCGAGGCUCACAGAUCAUGGGAAGGCCCUUACUGAGGACUUCCUCUCUGGAGGAAAGACUAGGGGUUCCCAUCAGCGCAGGGAAGCCCCACAGAGAAAUACAGGGAAGAAAAACCAGAGCCAGAUAAAAGCCAGAUGUUCUGUCAAGUCCACCUCCAAAGCACCGGUCAUGCAGAAACAGAGCUGUACAACUCUGACACGAACUUCCAACAGACACUCCGCUACACCUCUAAUGACCCGAACACUUAGAAAGAAGGUUAAAAGAUAGAACCCUUGCAUGACAGGCAGAUGCUCCCAGGCUGUAUCCUCAUUUUCCUAUGGGGAAUUGCAGGUACUCUACAGCAUUCCUCUGUUCUCUGACCCUGCAGAGUUCUGUGGAAUCACUAGCUGCAUUUACAUAGAUGCGAUAUUGCCAGCCAAGUUGGUGUGUACCAGUAUGACUUGCUUUUCCACAACCAUAUCUAAGCUUUGGCGGUGCCUCAAUUCCUCUUGGUCCUCAUCAGACCAGGUUGGGGUAAAGGGGUAUGGUUAUGGUCAUGAUCAAGAGCAAAUUUCACAGGGUAGUUUGCUAUUAAAGUACAGAAUUUAGCCGUCAUCUUUCAAUGUAAGUAUGAGGUUAUCUGCAAGGAGGCAUUGUAUGGGAGGGAUAUAGAAUGAUGUUGGCACCUCCAAGACCAAACAGUGGACAAGCAAAUGGACCAGUUGUCUUUGGUACUAGACUAGGCAUGAAUUCAGAUAUGCUGUUGUCAUAGCCUGGCUGGCCUGUGAAUGUUCAGCUAAUGGUAUUCAGUCCUGUUAUAGUCCAAAGGGAGGAGAGAGAGUACAGAACACUUCUUUUUUCUCUCUUUAAAGCUGUACAAUUUUGCACAGAAUUUGACUCUAGAGAACUAUAGUUUAUACUGUAGUUUUUUCCCCAUUUAUUUUCUUUUUACAAGCAAUCAUGCUAUUUUUUUAAGUUUAUAAGGAAUAUUUUUUCUCCAAGGUUUGUCUAUUAAAUUAUUGUCUGUGAAUUAAAGUUUUUCAUGACUAGUAUUAUAAGUGUGGCUCAUGUAAUCAUGCAGUACCUGCAGAAGUGUGGUGUGUCUGCCACUUCAAGCUCUUCUUGAUAAGUUGAGCAGGGUGAUAGGAAUUUCUGGUGCUUAGUGUGUGACUGUACUCAUAUCCACACAGGUUAGUGUGUUCGGUGCUAUUGCCUUCAUAUCAACACACUUUUGCACAUGUUUAGUAAUGGUGUUCUCCCUGUUAAUGGAGGUGGCCAGUGUUGAGUACACAUGUCAGCGAAUUCUGUGAUGACAUCCUAUUUUUAAAGCAGAUUUGUGUAUACAGAGGUCUUAUCUUUUCAUAUAUAUUUUUUAAAUGAACUUUUAUUUGACCGUGUAGGUCAACUCUAUUUUGCAGUGAUGGCCAGGGGAAUCUAAGUGUGAAUGGAUUGCACAUCCAGGAAUAUGUAACACAUUUACCAAAGUAUAUUGGAUAAAAUACAGGAAAGAAUAGGUUGGUGUACGUUGAUUUGUGGUGUCAAACCUAAAAACUCUGAAUGUUUGGUGACUAUUCUCUGACAUUAACACACAUUUUCUCACAUUUCAAACCCACCAAAGCCCUGAGUCCCUGUCCUAAUAUGCUGUGCUAUAUUUGGUGCAAAUUAAAUCCCUCAUGAAUAUUAA